Messenger RNA from Anopheles gambiae (African malaria mosquito), 2255 nucleotides. Its product is annotated as general odorant-binding protein 69. Gene Ontology annotation, molecular function: odorant binding. The coding region runs from base 137 to 829 and encodes 230 amino acids. Gene Ontology annotation, biological process: sensory perception of smell. The transcript has a single exon. The record is from RefSeq and is a predicted model, not a curated record. NCBI's taxonomy places the organism in Eukaryota, Metazoa, Arthropoda, Insecta, Diptera, Culicidae.
CCUUUCGUAGAAAACCCACCGCAACCUCCACAAGUUGUGUUAGAAUUCGCAUAUAAGAGUGCGUGCUGUGGCACCAACACACCACUGAGUCGUGUGUCUUGCUCUCAUCAGCUUACUAAGAACGUGCGUUGUACUCAUGGAUCGUUUACUGUUGGUGCUUCUAAGCAGCGCUAGUUUACUGCUUACAGUGUACGGAAUAAAACACCACAUUGUGACCAAAAGCUGGUCCGAAGCACAGUCUGACUGUCUCCAGUAUCUACGCGUCGAAUCACCCGGACGAUACCUUUCCCAUCGAUACCGGGACAAUCAGACGUCGAAGCAACUGAUCUUCUGCAUCAUGCUCAACCUGCGCAUCUACGAUCCAACCCAGAACGUGUUGCGACUGAAAGCGAUGGGGCAAUUUUUCCACCCCGACAAAACUGACACACUGUACGUCAAUCGAACGAAUGCGUGUUUGCUGAGAGUGAAAGUUCCACCGCUUGUGGAUAGUUCCGAGGAUAGCCAACCGUAUAGUGGGGUGAUGGGAACAUUGUACGAGGUAUUUCGAUGUUUCUAUCACUGCUACGGUAAUAUCAACGCUGAUGCCCCGAAACUGCCCGCAACUGUACUGGAGCUGGAACAGAUACAGCAAGAGUGUGCUCGUAUCGUCGGUGUCUCGGAACGGUUGUUGGAUGGUGGUUCACAGCUGAGGAGCCAUCCACGGUACAGUGAGCUGUCGCGGUGUAUCAUGUUGAGAAGUGGAGAGUCUGUAGACUAUUUAACGCAUCGCAACAACUCCAGCAGAAGGUUCAAGUUGAACAAAACGGGGAAAAUGAUGUACUUUAAUUAGGGUUAAUCAAAACUAAGGCACAAUAAAAAAGAGAGAAUGCGAAUUAUGUUAUUCGAUCCUGGGCAGGACUACUUCCGAUUGUUUAAUAACGAUUAAGGCGAGUUGAGGUCCAAAUCGGUCACAAGAGACCUAGAGCUGAUUAGAUAAACAUACAAGAUACAUUAAUAGAAUUGGUGAAGAUCAGGUUUAGCGACAGCGUUAAGAUGUAGCGUUCAGAUGUCGGAUUUAAAUGUUUGUAUAAUCAGACAAUAUUAUUGCUUUGAAUCGCUCUCUUUAGCAUUUAAUCACUGUUGUUGAUCAUUUUGCUACACUGGAUACAACACUGGUUUUUGUAAGCUCCAGCUUUCAUACAUAAUACAGGGUUUUCCAGGGGGUCUCAUAGUUGUGGGUUCUCAUACUUCCUUGAUUCUUUCUUAUGGGAAGUGAACUUCAUAUGAUGGUAAUUGGACUCUAUGGCACCCUUUUUGGACAGGUUCCUUGGAAAUGCCUAUUGAAUUUGUCUAACAAGGUUGCUUUAGAGUCCAAUUCCCAUUACAUUAAGUUCAUUUCACCGAAGAAAGAGUCAAUAAAGUGUCCCACAGCUAUGAGAACACCUGGAAAACCCUGUAUUGAGUUUUAUGUGCUAGACAAAUGUUGGGCUCAGCAACUUGUUCCUCAGCAGCAACCGUUCAGAGGAGGCAACAGCAGCAGGAAGAUUCUGAAAAAGUAUAUAAGAAGACACAGAUAUCUGGUACAAAAGAUACGAAAGAUAUCUGAAACAUUUUCUAUCAAUUAAAAGCAAUGAAAGCAAUCCGAAAUAGAGGAAAUAGGGACCCAUUUAGCUAAGAGAUAAUGAAAGCCGGCUUGUUCACUAGUGAGUAACUACCACAACGCCACCUCUUAAUACGCGCUAAGAAACUCUGAAGUUAGAUGUAUUAUUCGUACCACUGUACAGCCUGGCCAUUGCUCCUUCCGAUUACAUCCUGUUCCAUGUCGAUAGAGCACGAUCUUGCAGUCUAGCACUUCUCCAAUUGUGAUCAUGUAAAAUAUGUUACCAUUCAAUGGAUAGCCAGGUUUUGCUGUCGAUACAGGAUCUGAAAUUGCCUUAAAACGUGGGAGAAAGUAGUGAAAACGGUGGAACCUAUUAUGACCCACGAAUAAGUUACAAAUUUUCCACCAAAAUGUGUCAAAGUUUGAUUAAACCCGGUAUGGAGUUAUUGGUACUUCUAAUACAAUAACGGCAAUGAAAUUAUGACUCAGAUAUUUGAUUCUUUUCCAUCCAUUUCUCAACCUAAAUCUACGACUUCCAAACACCAAAGGAGAAGUAAAUAAACUGUUAUAAUAGCAAGCAGGUUAUAAAUGAUGCGGACUGCAGAAAGAAAGCACCUCAUCCAUCCGACGCUGCUACCAAAUGAAAGGGAAGAAAGAAAGAAAAACAAAAAACAAA